UACAAAAUAUAUCGUUGGAAAGAACUUGGAGGAGGUGCGUUCAACAUUUAGGCGUCUCAUCACCCUGUCACAUUUAUGAUCACUUUAAUGUAUGUAAACGGGAUCACUCAGGACUACCUGCCAACAGAACUGUUACGAUGGACACCCUCAAGGCCAUUGCAUGGGGGACACCAGACUAGGUGCCCCACUUGGACGCCGGCCAUGUUGAUCAGUCAACGCACGACACGUUCUCGUGUAUGGCCACGUCGACACAGUUUCCUUCAAAGCCGGGAAAAUGCAUGCACGUCCGCGUUGAAAGCUUUGUUGAGGUCAUCGAUGAUCCGUGGCUUGCUGCCAUGCUGUCCGUGUUUUCCUGCCUGCGUCAUACCCUAUGGGUCACAAGGAGGAGAAAGACAGGAGAAGAAAAAAGAAAACAGUAAAACAAACUUUCCCUUUAAGAACAUCUCACACACUUUACAGAAGCUUCUGCGGCAUGUGUAGGAGACAGGUGGAACACUUCGGAAACAUAUUUGUCGACGUUUCCAUUGGACGAAUACACAAAAGCGAAGGAGCUGAUGUGAGAAUGUUUAUAAAGGAGAUAAAAGUAUUAUUGCUAUUCUUCACCUGUGUGCGUCGGGUUUUUUGGGUUUUUUUUUUUUUAAGUUUCGUCUUUCUGUUCUGUUUCGUUUAACGUUGCAAUUGGUGUGUUAGAAUAGCCGGGUUUUUUUUCUCUCGUUAAAUCAGUGUAUUUUUUUUUUUUUUUUUAACUAAUAGCUGCAGUUUACCUGUUAUACAGUCUUGCCUUUUCGUUUUGGUACGGGGAGACUGACACCGCAACGGCUAAGUGCUUGUCGCUAGGGGAAGAUCGUGUGAUGCAGGUUCGGAUCUCGCCUUUGGUGCAGGCAAUUUCUCUCCUUUCUCUCUCUCAGUGUGUCGCUUGUUUGCAGAACCAGACUCUGUAGCUCUUUAUGAUAAAAUCUCAAGUGCUGACGCCAUAAAGCAAAACUAACAACCAAAAGUCGAGAUGGUUGGGGAGAACUAGAAUUCUUUUUUCUUUCUAUCCCCUACCUUUUGAGAGAAAAAAAGAAACGUAGCUGCCAACUUCUUUGGCUGUUUCCAAGCUAAAAGUGUCGCGUUGUGCACUUCGUACGUUUAUGUAGCCAAAAACAAAUGUUCACCUCUUUUGAGUGACCAUAUGAUGCACAAACGGCACGAGCGCGCGCACAUCGACACAGAACAUUUUUUUUUCUCAUUGUUAAUGCGGUGCUCAUCGGUGAAAACGAAAGUUCUUUUGUCCUGUGUGUAUCACACCUGUCAUCUUAAAAAAAAUAGAUAUGCUACUUUUUUAGAGCGAGAGCUUUAGUAGAAAAGAAGCGUAAGCUGUAGGAAACUAGACACAAUGCCUUGCCGAUAUAUCAUCAUUAUCAUCAUCGCGAGUUUUGACCGAAAAGCGCUCUGAUAUUUGAAGUGGACAAACCGUACACCACACACCUCUAGCCUUGUCGCAAACUAGAGUUACACCAGAAGGACAAUGCUAUAAGGCUAGAGGAAGACGUGCGGCAGAAGUCCAAGUGCGUGAAGGCCAGGUGAUCAACAUUCUUACACGAGCUCGCCAAAGCCUGGGCCUGGAGUUCAGCAGACAGGAACACGAGGACGGUAUUUUAGUAGAGUUUCACCUGAGAAGACCAAUGCACUGAGAAAAGACUUGCAACGUCUGAGGUCGCUUGAGGAAAAGGAACGUUUGCUUUUCGGUUUAAGAAAGAAAAACUAGUUGAUGUUCUGGCUGGAUGAUGUGGCUUGAACCAGAUAGAAGAAACUAAUUCUUAGUGUUAUGAUAUUGUGUGAAAAGGGUUUGUCUUAAACGGACCUCUGGAAAAGAAUGAAAUAUUUAAAGGUCAAGUAUAUGAUGUCAUGUCUGGACAUUGAUACAGGUAAUGAAUGUAUGAUCCAAAUUAUUGGCUGAAACCUUCAAAAUGUCAGUGUAUCCUUGCACAGUCUUGGCCUCCUUGCUGCUGACAUUUUUCUCUGAAGGUCUAUGUUUGCUGGCGUGUACCCCAAGAACAGAAGAAUUAACCCAGAUUUUGAAAAUCAGUAUCUUGCAGAGCUGUAUCCAGUCACUAGGUAAAAAUGUACCACUCUAGACUAGAAAAAUGCUCGGUGUAUUCUGGUGAGUGUGUGCGCGCGCGAGCCCCUGUGUGUCUGUGUGUGUUUUCCAUAGAAUUUUACAUCUUGAUUAUUUACAAAUAUUAGACUGGGCUUCGCAGUCUGUAACAUGCAAGUUCUUUCUUCUCAAUGUUCAUUCUAACAUGUUUUUUUUUUUUUUGUGUCCUGCACACUUGUAUACUUUAGAGACAGGUAGUUUAGACUAUUUUAGGUGCAAAAGAGGUUGAGAACACCGAACGUUGGCGAGGAUGGUGUGUCGUGUCCCCGGCUCCAUCCCUCGGCGUUGACGCGAAUUCUCCGUAGCCUCGCGGCCUGACAUCAAACAUCCGUGACCCCUGGUGUGUGCAGGCGUCUUAAAACUCACAGAUAGUCUUCGCCAGCUCCACCCCCAUCCUCUUCACAGCCAUUUCAAGCAGGCGUCCAGGUCCUGAGACAAGUUUACUAAAUAACAAUCCUGAUUCGUCUUCGAGAACACGCGCAGAGGCUGGCCUGCACUUGACAGCUUCUAGCAGGUGGCGCUGACUACCACUGUUUUCUUUGAAGAAGAAGAACACAGAUUAUAAUUUAUGUUCUUUCAAGAUCUGCAAGGACGAACCCCAUCAAAGAAAAGAUUUUCGUAGACGAAUUUUGUUGUUGGAAUAACGUUGAUUCAUUGUUGGCGAAGACAAAAGUAUUCUUUUCUGGAUUAAAACAGUAGAAAGUUGUUUGAAACUCAACAAUUUUAUCUCUUUCUUUUCUUCGGCAUGCAUAAGCAAAGGACAAACUAGGUUUUCGAAAUCUUUCAACAAUGUAUUUAAGUUCGCACAGGCACUGGGAAAGUAAAAGAAGACAAAUGGCGGUCCUGUCGUCUGUGACCAUGGACUGGAAAAGACUUUGUUUGAGCACCUGCUUUCUAAUUUCUUUCUCCAGCGUCGCUUACUCACAAGUCGUUACCCAAGAAACGCUCAGUUACAUGGGCAAGUACCUGGUUGUCAAGUACCAAGUCAUAGACAACUUCAGGGACACACUCAAGACCUACCAAGCUCAGAUCACUCUCGUCAACAGCGGCACCAAACCCAUUCCGGCGCGAGGCUGGGCCAUCUUUUUCUGCCAGGGCAACCUGGUGGAACCGAAACACCACCCGUACCCAGAAGGGGUUUUGCUGGAGGAUCAAGGGAUCCGCUUCAGACAUUAUCAGGGCUGCGUGUUCAGCUUCGAGCCAGAUGGGAUCUUCGAAGACAUUCCAAGCGGAGCCACUAGAACUUUCCGGUUUCUGUCCGAGAACUUUUCGGUGGCGAGGACGGACACCUACCCCAACUGGUACGUCGCCGCACCCGGUCUGGAAGCUCGGGUGAUCGCCAACACGGCAGGUGAGACGCUAGAGUGGGUGGGCGCGUUCGACAAGGAGAACAAGUGGAAACGCUACGACUACAAGACUGAAGAGGCCGAAGGUCAUGACCGCUAUGACCCCUACACACCUGCCGCCAGGUAUGAAGUGAACAGAGUGAGCGACCUGAACGGCGCGCCCAAACAUGUCAUCCCCACCCCUGUGGAGCUGAAAGUUAACGGAGACGGAUUCCUGCAGCUGAACACCAAGGACUGGACCAUCUUCGCUCCAGAACAGUUCUCCAACGAAGCGCGCAUUCUGGGUGAAUAUCUCGGCAUCGUAGUGUCUAAUACUCGGCGACAAAGCCGAACAAUUGUCUUCAAAGUCGCUGAUGUGAAGGUGACAGUAGAUGGCAAAGAACUCUCGACAAAGGAGGCAUAUGAGCUGACUGUCGAUGUCACCAACGAUGUCAUCGAGAUCAAAGCCAAAGAGCCAGAGGGAGCUUUUUACGGAGCCAUGACUCUUCUAAACUUGAAAGACGAAAAAGGAAGAGUACCGGAAGUGAGCGUGAUGGACGCCCCCCGCUUCUCGUACAGAGGGUUGAUGCUAGACGUGGGCCGGAACUUCCACCCGGUGGAGGACGUGUUGCGACUGUUGGAUGUAAUGAGUCGAUACAAACUGAACACCUUUCACUUCCAUCUCACAGACGACGAGGGGUGGCGCAUAGAAAUACCUGAACUUCCGGAGUUAACGCAGGUGGCAGGCAGGCGGUGUCACGACCUGGAGGAGAACGAAUGCCUCCUGCCCUUCCAAGGCUCCGGCCCCACCUCGUCUCCCAGAGGCUCGGGCUUCUACACCGUGGAGGACUACAAGAGAAUUCUGCGCUAUGCUGCACAACGUCACAUCCGGGUCAUACCGGAAGUGGACAUGCCUGGUCACGGUCACGCUUCCAUCAAAGCCAUGGAAGCCAGGAGACGAAAACUCUUGAAAGAAAAUGAUGAAGGAGCUAAUAGGUAUGUCCUAGUUGACGACGACGACCCCUCGUGGUACAAGUCUAUUCAGCUCUACACCGAUAACGCCGUCAACCCAUGCCUGUCGUCCACCUACAACUUCGUCAACACCGUGGUGCAGACGUUGGUGGAGGUGCACCGUGACGUCAUGCCACUCACCAUCUACCACUUUGGCGGGGACGAGGUGGCCAAGGGGGCGUGGCAAAACUCCACCGCGUGCGAUGUACUGCUGACGUCGGGUUUCGACUUCAGAAACUACAAAGAUCUAAAAGAAUACUUCGUUAGACAGGUGUCGAACAUCACAUCGCGAUACGGCCUUGACCUUGCGGCCUGGGAGGAUGGGGUCAUGGAAUCGGGAAGCACGCCCUACACUCGUAGUGAACUGCAGAACAACGGUGUGUACGCGUACACGUGGGACAACGUCUGGGAAUGGGGCGUGGCCGGAAGAGCCUACAAACUUGCCAAUGCUGGUUACAAGGUCAUCAUGGCACAAGCCACCCAUCUUUACUUUGACCACCCGUAUGAGCCCGAUCCAGAGGAACGUGGUCUGUACUGGGCCCCACGGUUUACAAACACCCGCAAAACGUUUUCUUUCAUGCCCUCUGACCUUUAUGCAAAUGCAGACGUGGACAGAUCAGGUAAUCCUAUAGAGCAUGAAGAUCUUUGCGGCGAGGACGGAGAAGACUGUCCCAAAUUGAAGAAACCUGAAAACAUUUUUGGCAUGCAGGGUCAUUUGUGGAGCGAAGCCAUCAGGACUCGCCAGCAGGCGGACUACAUGCUCUUCCCGAGAUUCCUGGCUCUCGCAGAGCGCGCAUGGCACGAAGCAUCAUGGGAGCGGAACAAGUCCGACAACCUGACGCGCAUUCGAGAGAGAGAAAAGGAUUGGACAGAUUUUGCCAACACUUUGGGCUAUCGAGAACUGGCGAGACUGGAUGAUUUGGGAAUAGAAUACCGAAUACCGCCUCCUGGUGCUAAGCUGACCCACGGUACUAUUGUCACCAACGUUGCUUUUCCCGGUCUGCGGGUGGAAUAUAGUUCUGACAGUGGAGUCACAUGGUGUGAUGUCAAAGACAACAUGUCUGUAUCCCCCGGUUCAACCAUACUUCUACGAACAAGGUCAGCAACAGGAGGACGACACAGUCGGGUGGUUAGCUUACGUGUCAGUGGAACCCAAGCAGGAAGUGCCACCAGGACAGCCCCACUUGGCUUAGUUUUCAUCACAUUUAUUUUUAGUUUAAUGCGAAUAUUUUAACGCUGCUGCCUUUUAUAAACUUUGUUGUUCCUGUUUCGCUUUUUUUGUUGUUGUUUCUGUUGUUGUAUUGUUUUAGAAUAUUCUUGACAAAAUUGCUUUGGAAUUAAAACUUAUUUAUUAAUUUG
This is a messenger RNA of Pomacea canaliculata, 5835 nucleotides long. Its product is annotated as beta-hexosaminidase-like. The coding region runs from base 2930 to 5710 and encodes 926 amino acids. The record is from RefSeq and is a predicted model, not a curated record. Gene Ontology annotation, biological process: ganglioside catabolic process; glycosaminoglycan metabolic process; carbohydrate metabolic process. Gene Ontology annotation, cellular component: membrane. The transcript is spliced from 13 exons. Gene Ontology annotation, molecular function: polysaccharide binding; beta-N-acetylhexosaminidase activity. NCBI's taxonomy places the organism in Eukaryota, Metazoa, Mollusca, Gastropoda, Architaenioglossa, Ampullariidae.